UGGGCGCGUGCGAACGCGACGCUCGCGCAACAGUUCCGACCCUGCAGCCCUCCGCGUUCCAUCACAGAGGAACAAGUUCCAUUGCCUUUCUGUCAAAACGCGUGGGUCGCCCUGCUUCCAUCGGUGCGUUCCAUCGCGUCGCUGUUCACACCGCCGAAAGCAACGCACUUCUUGGAGGCGAUUGUCGAAGCGUCCACCGAAACCAUGGCGAGUGGAUCUGGAGACAUGCCCGAUCUUGCCAAGUGCCGCAACGUAUCCCUGUUGCUGGAUGCGCUGGAACUGCGCGGAGACGACGAAGACGUCAGGCGGGUCUUCCUCCAGCCUAGCAGGGAGCGCAUGGAACUGCUCCGUUGGGUGCUCAUCAGCGCGGACCCCUCCAAGGCGAGCAUGGGCUACAUCAGCCUACCUACGGAAGAGAACGAGCUCUGCCAGUGCCUCGUAAACGUUCUCAUGCAGCUCAACUGCCUGCCCGACGACAAGUACGAGGACUUUGUUCGUGGAACGUGCGACAGCGAGGAGCAGCUGCAGUUGUGGAUUAAGCUUCUCAAGACUGCUGAAUGGGCACAAGACAAGCACUAGCUGAUCCACAUUUUUUCUUUCUUUUCUCAACUACUUCACAUAUAUUUGGCCUGAAAUCAUAAUUAGGGUAAUUGGAAAAAAAAUGCUAAUUAAGUGGUGAUACUGAAGCAUACAAAGGGAAGCUCAAUGUCAGAAGGAAGCGGACGACCCCGCUGCUGUUCUUGGAUGGUGCGACGUGCGUGCCGUGGUGUGCACUUAGAAUAAAUAUUAGGACAUUGAAGAAAAAAAAAAAAAAACUGCUGCCGUGCAUGGGCACAACCUUGUAAAACUUAAGCACAAAAAUAAAAUGCAA
Rhipicephalus sanguineus (brown dog tick) is the source of this 871-nucleotide messenger RNA. RefSeq lists its product as uncharacterized. The record is from RefSeq and is a predicted model, not a curated record. Bases 205 to 579 code for a protein of 124 amino acids. The transcript has 3 exons. NCBI's taxonomy places the organism in Eukaryota, Metazoa, Arthropoda, Arachnida, Ixodida, Ixodidae.